Messenger RNA from Anneissia japonica, 2425 nucleotides. Its product is annotated as fucose-1-phosphate guanylyltransferase-like. Gene Ontology annotation, molecular function: transferase activity, transferring phosphorus-containing groups. Lineage: Eukaryota; Metazoa; Echinodermata; Crinoidea; Comatulida; Comatulidae. The transcript is spliced from 4 exons. The record is from RefSeq and is a predicted model, not a curated record. Bases 207 to 1973 code for a protein of 588 amino acids.
AAACAUUGCAGACGACUAUUAAACAACCCUUAACCUUUAAUGGACGCGUGUUGGUGGUUUUCGUUUACAAACAAGGUUGACAUGUCAGCCUAACGUAUGGACAGAAUGAAGAACCGAAAAAAUGAGAAAAACACGGUAGAGCAAUAGCAUACAGAUUUUGGCAAUUGCAAUUAUUGGUCAUUUUCUGGAGUGUGUGAAAUGAAUGUAUGAUGGAUAAGUGUUACAACACAGAUUAUAUUAGAAGUGCAACCGCUAAUAAGGUCAACAGGUUCCAAGCAAUAAGAGGUCAGGAUGUUGGAACUGUUGCAUUCUGGGAUAUUGUGGUAAUCACUGCAAGAGAUGAGAAUCAGAAAAGGGCAUAUGAACUGCAACUGAAUGAGAAACUUAAAAGUAAACAGCUCCCUCUUGGGGUGAAGUACCAUGCUAUUGCUGAUCCUCCUGAAGCCAAAGUUGGGAAUGGUGGAUCUACUAUGCAUGCUAUGUCCCAUUUGCAGACAAUAUAUGAAGAGAGCCUAGCGUUGAUGAAGGUACUUCUUAUCCAUGCCGGUGGCUAUAGCCAGCGAUUACCAAAUGCCAGUCUUUUGGGUAAAGCAUUCAUGCCUGUGCCUCUAGGGGAUCCAUUGUAUCAAAUGCUGGAGAUGAAGUUGAUAACAUAUAUUGACUUUCCUUCAAGAAUGGAUCCAGGGGUGUUUGUAUGCUCUUCAGACACUUUAGAACUCUUUGUUCUGAGUGGCAGUGAUCAGCAGGAUCAGUGGUCUUUCAAAACACCAGGAUUCACAGCUCUGGCACACCAGUCAUCAUUAUUACUUGGCACAACUCAUGGCGUGUUUGUCUUGCAAGAGGAUUUAGAACUAGAGUCUUGUGAUUCUAAAUUAGUUGAAUGUCUUCAGUUUCUUCAUAAACCUUCUGUGGAGGUCAUGCAAGAGCAGGGUGCCAUAAGGAAGCAUUCUCCACUAUCAGUGAAGACUUCCAAAGAUUUUGUCUACACAGACAGUGCUUAUUAUAUGGACUUCUCUACUGCCAGCAGACUUAUUAAAUUCUAUCGGGAUCAUGCACCAAUACUUUGUGAAAUUGAUGCAUACGGUGACUUCUUGCAAGCUCUUGGUUGCAGAGCAACACCAGAAUAUACAAAGAAUUCAGUAAAUGUUAGCAACGAGACAGAUACACUUGUUGAAACAAGAGAAAAAGUAUUCAAUCUUCUCUCUAGGACAUCAUUCAAUGUCAUUGCUUUUAGUGACUCAGUUUUCUACCAUCUUGGAACAACCACAGAAUAUCUUAAGCACCUCUGUGACGAUGCAGAACUACAGAACCAGUUGUGCAUCAAUAACCAUGCUGCCAACACAUCUGAGGAACCUGAUAACAAGAAGAUGAAAGUAAGUAAAGAUGGCACAAAGAAGAUGUGUUUGAUGCAUUCAUUAGUUGAUAAUCAUGUGGAUCAAACUCAUUUGUCAGUUGUGGAGUACAGCUAUCUAAGGAAUGUCAGAAUUGGCAGUAACUGCAUCAUUAGUAACUGCAGACUCGAGUCUAAGCAAUUGGUGGCAGUUCCUGACAACACAUUCCUCAGCACUGCAUGCAUCCAAAAUAACAGAACACCAGAUGUCUAUGUCACAUUUAUAUUCAGCAUCCAUGAUGACUUAAAACAAUCUUCAGAAUCUGUAGCUGAUUUAAUGUUUAUUGGGCACAAAAUAAAAGAAAUUUUCUCAGAUAAGUCUGAACAGAUUAGAACCAAGUUGUUUCCUCACAAUGUCAAAGUUUGUAAGCUAUGGGAAAUGAAACUCUUCACUCCUGCUCAGACAAUGGAGGAUUCCAUACGUAUAGCUUUGAAGUUGCAGAUGGGUAUCUUGUCUGGUUUAAAGGUGAAUGUUGAUAUGUUUGCUAAUUCCUUGUCCAUGGCCAGCAUACUAGAAAUGAAGGACAUUGAGGACAUUCUUCGCUAUAGAAAAAAUCUGUUCAAACUCAUAAAGAACCUAUGAUUUUAUAUAUACCGUAUUCUAUAUAUGCGAAUACUCGCCCCGUUUGAAUAAGCGCCCCUCUCAAAUAAGUGCACCCUCAAUUUUGUUUUUGUUUUUUUUAUUCGUUUUUCAAAACAAUAUCAUGUGAUACUGUUUUAGCAAUCCAGUUAUCUAAGCGAUCCUGGAAUUGUAGUUGGCAUGAUUUGAGCUGCGGAGUGGAUUCAAGUUUUCUUUUAUGAAUUUUAAAAUGAGGAUAUUUCUCCUGGGUAGAUGAGAGCUCCCUGGACAGUUUUUUUCCCACUUCUUUCUUCCUACAUUUGUCUAGUCUUACUUCUCUUUCUCUUUUCCCGACAAUGUGUAACUUUAGCACAUUUUCAUCUGAGUAUGCAAGAAACCCUGCAAUGAUCCUGCUAAUCUCAAUCGGUAGAUGGCAACAAGAUUCAAGCUAUUCUUUUUUUUUAAUAAAAAAAAAA